This is a messenger RNA of Xenopus laevis (African clawed frog), 3224 nucleotides long. It is a transcript of the gene grhl3.S, whose product is annotated as grainyhead like transcription factor 3 S homeolog. NCBI's taxonomy places the organism in Eukaryota, Metazoa, Chordata, Amphibia, Anura, Pipidae. Bases 230 to 2017 code for a protein of 595 amino acids. The record is from RefSeq and is a predicted model, not a curated record. Gene Ontology annotation, molecular function: RNA polymerase II cis-regulatory region sequence-specific DNA binding; DNA-binding transcription factor activity; DNA-binding transcription activator activity, RNA polymerase II-specific. The transcript has 16 exons. Gene Ontology annotation, cellular component: nucleus. Gene Ontology annotation, biological process: regulation of transcription by RNA polymerase II; positive regulation of transcription by RNA polymerase II.
CACAGAGAGUUAAGUACUGCACCUGCUGAGGUGUGUCUGUCUUGAGGCACCUGUUUCAUCAGCCAAUCAGCUGCAGACUUAGCCAAGGCACCACCUGUCAGUGAGAAUACCUGCACACAAAUUCACCCGCAAAAACGGAACACUUCAUUCUACAGGGGAUGUUUGUGCAUAACAAGAACUAGAAGAGCACAAGUCAGCAGAGGUUACAGGCACUAACAUUUGAGGGAAAAUGUCUAAUGAACUUGACAGAAUUAACAGCUACAGACCAGUGAUGCUUCUACAGAAUGAUAUCAGCCUUCAGAAGUAUUCAUGUACAAAUGACGAUGACGUCUGGUCAAAAUACUUGGAGAAUCCUAUGACAGCUGCCACUAAAGCCAUGAUGAGGGCAAAUGGAGAUGAUGAUGGGGUUGCGGCACUAAGUUUACUCUAUGACUACUACAGGGUCCCCAAGGAAAAGAGAAUUAUUACUCAGGGAUCUACAGGACGCUGUGAGCAAGUAAAAAGGAGCUGUAUUGAAUAUGACUCAGACGUUUCAGCCUAUGAAAGCACCCAGCUGAUGAGAUUUCUGAAUGACAACAACUCCUCCACUCAUGAGUAUUCAGAAACACAUAAAAAGAACAGCUAUCUAUCUCUGGAUUGUCUCAUAAAUUCCAGUAAACUGAGUCUAACCAGUGGAAAGUUGGAUAGUAAUGGUCAUGACGAUUUCAUGGCAACAUCAUGUGAUGUAUAUGAAAAAAAUGCAUUGACUACAUUGUUUGAUCCUAUCCAUGUACCACCACCACAACAAAGAUGGCAACCGGACAGCACCUUCAAGGAGGACACACCAGAGCCACUUAUAUUCAAUGAUAUACUUAGAAGCCAGGCAGAAUCAACCUGCUCAGAAGACUAUAUACCAGGAGAAGCAAAUAGAGACUUUGAAUGCACUCUAGAAUCUCCCAAAGCAAUUCACAUCAAGUCUGGAGAGUCACCAAUGGCUUACCUCAAUAAAGGCCAGUUUUAUCCAGUCAAUCUCCGCACUGCAGAAACCAAAAAAGGUGUGCACAAAGUAAAGAGUGUGGUUAUGGUGGUAUUUGACAAUGAGAAGAACCCAGAAGAACAGUUGAAACGAUGGAAGCACUGGCAUUCUAGACAGCCAACUGCAAAGCAGAGAGUCAUUGAUGUUGCUGAUUACAAAGAAAAUUGUAACACAGUUGAGAACGUUGAAGAAGUAGCCUAUAAUGCUUUGUCAUUUGUUUGGAACAUCAACGAAGAAGCUAAGAUAUUUAUUGGCAUUAACUGCCUAAGCACAGACUUCUCAUCUCAGAAGGGUGUUAAAGGUGUCCCUCUGAAUCUUCAGAUUGACACAUAUGACUUUGAGACAGGAGUCAAGAGGCUCAUUCAUCGUGCAGUGUGCCAGAUCAAAAUCUUCUGUGAUAAGGGUGCAGAGAGAAAGAUGAGGGAUGAAGAACGUAAACAGUUUAGAAGGAAAGGGAAAUGUACUGACCAAAAUAACAAAGAUAUAAAGGCAUCUGUUCUCCCAGGAUACAGAGUGUCUGAUAUCACAUAUCUGAGACCAGUGACAGAUAUGGAAACACACCCUGUUUUGUUCAUCCCCAACAUUCAUUAUUCCAAUCUUCAAAGAUGUGGCGUUGUACUUCAGUCUGUUGCAGAUAACAGUGAUAGGUUAUUACUCAAAAGAAGUUCUCAGUCAUUCCCUGAAGGUUUGGAAGCACCACCAUCAAAGCAACAGACAAGCGAAGACUCCCAAAGAGUACUGUUAUAUGUACGGAGAGAAACAGAAGAAGUAUUUGAUGCACUGAUGUUAAAAACACCCGAUCUUAAGGGUUUAAGAAAUGCAAUCUCAGAAAAAUAUGAACUGCCAGAAGAAAGGAUCUUCAGAGUCUACAAGAAAUGCAAACGGGGCAUCCUAGUAAACAUGGACAAUAACAUCAUCCAGCAUUACAGCAACCAUGUGGCUUUUCUUUUGGACCUGACAGAUGUAGAUGGGAAAAUCCAAGUCACACUUAAAGAAUUAUAAAGCCUAAUAGUGGGCCUUUAACAGACUUAAAAAAGACUCAAACACAAAGGCACAAGACCUGAGUUUUACAGACCUCAGAACCAUGCUGGGUGCUUGCACUUCCUGGAAUCAGAAGAGCACAAGAGCUGAUGCAGCUUGGCAAAGGCAGGACAGGAGUCGCAGAUCAUUGCUGAAAACUUAAAUACGUUUUGUACACUACUGACUGACAAAUAUUUGAGAUCCGUAAUCCCCCGUAGGAUUUCUGAAGACAUAUGCACAAUAUUGCCAAAACAAAUGUUACAGUUGCAGGUUCUGCAACACCUGCUGCUUGUAAAUGGAUGCUCUUGCUUUACUUUAUAUUGAAGAAAAUAAUUGGCUACUUCUUUUCUCUGUCCAUCACAAUAUUUUUACCAAUAUUGCUAGAGAAGUAUAUUGUUUAAUACUGUUUUUGUACUUACUGCGGUUAUUUUAAACGGGCAAUGAAUUGUCUCCACUUUCCCUCUCUGAAGAAUGGAACAGUUAUUAGAUCAUUCAUUCUCAAAGUGAAUUGCCUAAAACCCCUUUAAGACUGCGACUCAGUUACAGUUACAAUACAGUUCUAGGACAUCUCCAGCCUAAAGUACAAUAUGAUAAAUAACCUUGUUGUGGAUAGAUUCCAGCCAUAUUAGAAACAAAUCUAUUACUAGCGCUGGUGGGUAAGAUAUAACGAUACUGGUUUCUGACGUUAGUUGAACUCUACACAGCCAUCCCAGAAGAGCCAUUUCAGAACAUUUUUAAAUGUUACAAUUGCGGAUUCUCUUAUACCAGAGAUAUUAAUGUGAGAUUACCAUAGAGUAUACCAUAGGCUGAUUUUUCUUUUGCUGCUCUGUCAUUAUAUCGGCUGUUACACGAUUAUGUCUGGUUUUUCAUUGUUAAUUACAAAGACUUUGAUUCCAACAACAAAGAAAACGGCAUAUGUGGAUAUUUUAAAAAACCCUUUAAGCUGCCAUUUUUGCCUGAAAUACCCUUUAAUGUAAUAUGUUACAGUUUUAUACAUUUCUCAGUGUAAAUAUAUGUAUAUAUAUAUAAAUAUAUAAUGUAUGUAAGAAAGUAUUGUUUUUUAUGUGUUCUAUUAAGCAGCAAUGCAUUUUUGUCAUUUCAAGAACUUGCCUUUUCACAUUUCCUGGACUAUGUAUUUUUUUGCUCAAAUUUUUUAUAUAUACCUGUUUAUAAUAAAGGGCAAAUAAUA